ACUAGUCACCACCCAGCGGGACCAUGUCUGACAAGCGCCCCGUAGCCACCGACCCAAAAGCCCGACGGCUCCCGGACUCCUUUAAUGAUGUCCCCGAUAAGGGCCUUGGCAUUUGUGGCUGGAUUCUUGUGAUUGCAUCCUUCAUCUUCACAGUUAUUACCUUCCCCAUCUCAGUCUGGAUGUGCAUAAAGAUCAUCAAGGAGUAUGAGAGAGCCAUCAUCUUCAGACUGGGCCGAAUUUUACAGGGAGGAGCCAAAGGACCAGGGCUCUUCUUCAUCCUGCCCUGUACUGACAGCUUUAUCAAAGUGGACAUGAGGACUAUUUCAUUCGAUAUUCCUCCUCAAGAGAUUCUCACCAAGGACUCUGUGACUGUCAGUGUGGAUGGAGUGGUCUAUUACCGUGUCCAGAAUGCCACCCUGGCAGUGGCCAACAUCACCAAUGCUGACUCAGCCACCCGCCUCCUGGCACAGACCACCCUAAGGAAUGUCCUGGGCACCAAAAAUCUCUCUCAGAUCCUCUCUGACCGGGAGGAGAUUGCCCAUAACAUGCAGGCCACUCUGGAUGAUGCUACUGACGACUGGGGGAUAAAGGUGGAACGCGUGGAGAUCAAGGACGUGAAGUUGCCCGUGCAGCUGCAGAGAGCGAUGGCUGCAGAGGCCGAGGCUUCCCGGGAGGCCCGAGCCAAGGUCAUUGCUGCAGAAGGAGAGAUGAAUGCUUCUCGGGCCCUAAAAGAAGCAUCCAUGGUCAUCACUGAGUCCCCUGCUGCUCUCCAGCUCCGCUACCUGCAGACUCUGACAACCAUUGCUGCAGAGAAAAACUCAACCAUUGUCUUUCCACUGCCCAUCGACAUGCUUCAGGGCAUCAUGACGGCAAAGCGCUAGGACUAGGCAGAGCUGAGCUGUCCAGAAGUAAAGCAGAGCUGGGGAACAAAUCUAGCCUUUAACCUACAGAGAGUGAGUGGGGUGAGGGAGCUUUCACCCCUUCCAUCUUUCCCUUUCUUCCCCUUCCUGUCUUGACAUGCCGAGUGUGAUGUGCUUAGAUCUAGUGAAUGAGCCAAUGAAUCAUUCACUUUUGUGACUUUGGAAAGAGACCAGACAGCUGAUUGAUUUAUGCUAUUUUAAACUUUGCGUGCUUUUUGAUAAUCCUAUUGUAGCUUAAAUACCUCCUUUGGUUGAGUCAGUCCAUUGCUCAUCUCAGCAGCCCAGGGAAAAGCCAGUACUGAUUUUCUAGGUGCCCCCCUCGACAUUAAUAGAAUGUUCAGUCUAGAAUGGGCUAUCGCCCCAUAAUGAAGACACAGAGUAUUAGAACAUGGAGUGGUAGCGCUGGAAGGGACCUUUAGCAAUCAGAAAAUGAGGAUGCUGGACCAAAUGAUCUUUAAGAUGCCUCCUAGUUCCAAGUCUGCCAUCUAGUACAAGCCCUUCACUUUACACAUGAAGAAGCAGAGACUUAGAAAAGGAGAGAAGCUUCUCCUGCUCUAUGGCAGUUGCUGCCUCCAAUGAAAGAAGGCUCUAGUCCCAACCCUACACUUGUUACCUUCGGGGAUCUCUAUUCAAAGGAUGAUUUUUCAAUGAUCUGGUUCCCAGCCCUUCUGAACUCAAACUCAGUUCAAAGAGAUCUCUUACCUCUGCCUUAUGGGGAGAGACUAGAUUUUGAGCCCCUGCCCUCGAUACUAGAGAUGGUGAUGUUCCGCUGCCCUAAAAGAAGUCACCAGCCUCUCGUUGCCAUGGCUGCAGACGCUAUCGUCAGCCACGGAGAUAUCGUCAGAGCCCCCUUUUUUGCCAUUCACAAAGACUGAGCUAACCUUUCCAAACCUCUUAAGACCUUUUAUGGAUUUACCAUCAUUUCUGUCCUUCGCAAAAAGAAAAGUUUGUUUUUAAAAAUUGAUCUGAGCAUCUUUAGUGAAUGAGCAAUGUGUUGGCCUACUUACAAAGGAGCUGAAAACCCUUCCCAGAAGUGCUUUAUUAUCUCAGACUUGUCUUCUUCAAGCAUCAAGUUUAAAAUAGUUUUGUAUUUUCCGAUUUUUAAAUGAGUCUUUCUAUAAGCCAACUUUUGUAGAUCUCUUUCUGUACCUCCAGAACUUAAUGUGGUUGUCUUUAAAAAAAAAAAGUUACAAUGUACUUUAAUACACAUCAUGAUUCAUGUUAAUAGAUACAUAUGCCACUGUGAAGUGUCCUUAGUUUGUGAAUACUUAGAGAGUAAUAUCCCUUACCUAUUACAAGAAUAUACUGAGGGUUCUGUGGGUGGGAGCACCCUGUCUAAAUGUUCAUUGCCUCCUCUUUCAGAUUUAAGGACUAAAGGAAGAGGGUCCAGGGGAUAACUCCUAAAAAUUAGAAGUUGAAAAUAUGCAUCUGAAAUUUUUAAUUCCAUUUCAACUGUUUGUUGGCUUCUCACUUUUCCCCACCAUAAUGCAUUUUACAUUGAGAAAAUUAAUUCUAUCUAGUAUUCUUCUCACUGAUGGAAUAGGCAGUGGUCUCUCUGCUUCACACUUCCUCUGAGGCUUAGGACUGACCUGGAAAUGUCCUAGGGUGGAGGCUUCUUCUUAAGCAAAGCCUUCUGCUGCUCUAGUUCUCAAGGUUAGACAUAGUCAUUUAUUCCCCCAGCUCAUUUGCCAUCAUUUUUUUUUCUCUUUCAGCUAAAGAUUUUUUUUUCAUUUUCUUUGUGGGUUUUGUUAAUCUAAAACACAAAGUUUAUAGAUAUAUUUUUUUAAUUUAAAGGG
Molecule: messenger RNA, 2716 nt
Organism: Gracilinanus agilis (Agile Gracile Mouse Opossum)
Lineage: Eukaryota; Metazoa; Chordata; Mammalia; Didelphimorphia; Didelphidae
Gene: STOM
Product: stomatin
Exons: 7
Coding region: 24-881 (285 amino acids)
Cellular component (GO): plasma membrane
Source: RefSeq, a predicted model, not a curated record